Centruroides sculpturatus (bark scorpion) is the source of this 479-nucleotide messenger RNA. RefSeq lists its product as uncharacterized. NCBI's taxonomy places the organism in Eukaryota, Metazoa, Arthropoda, Arachnida, Scorpiones, Buthidae. The transcript has 4 exons. Bases 138 to 449 code for a protein of 103 amino acids. The record is from RefSeq and is a predicted model, not a curated record.
AACAUGCCGAAUUUUGGAACUUCGUCAAUCAAAUAAACACAAAAUUUAGUUUAUUUUCUGUAACAGUUUAUUUCACAGUUCUAUUAGAAACAAGUCUGUUAUAUUAUAUAUUUAUCUUAACCGAAUUAAACACUAUUAUGAGAUUCAUCGUUCUGAUGUUUGUCAUUUUACUUAAAAUCGUAUGUCUUAUCAUGGGUUACGAAGGUUCAACAUUAACGUCUACGAUGCAGACCUCGUUUCAAGAUAUCCGAAGGUUUUCUGCAUGCGAUUUGUCUUUCGAACAAAAACUGAAAAUUCUAAACUUUAUGAAGAGAUUUGGGAAAGUUUCAUUAUGUAUAUCAAUAAGAGGCUACUUUAAUGUUACGAAAAAGUUUCCAGUUAAGAUGGGCAACGCUCUUCAUUCUAUAUUUUCUGGUCUUUUGAAACUCAGAUCUGCUACUGAAAAUUAACAAAUUUUACAUUAGCGCAAAUGACGUCGA